AGUCACUCACCCAGUCACGUGGUGGUGGAGAAUCUCUUUUACCCGGUCACGUUGGACGUGCUUCACCAGAUCUUCUCUAAGUUUGGGACGGUUCUGAAGGUGAUCACCUUCACCAAGAACAACCAGUUCCAGGCCCUGCUGCAGUAUGCAGACCCCAUCCACGCUCACCAGAGCAAGAUGGCGCUGGACGGACAGAACAUCUACAAUGCCUGCUGCACCCUCCGCGUGGACUUCUCGAAGUUGACGUCGCUCAACGUGAAGUACAACAACGACAAGAGCCGGGACUACACCAGGCCCGACCUGCCCAGCGGGGACGGCCCCUCUGGGGGGGGCGGAGGAGGAGGCGGUGGAGUCGGGGGGGGGGGUAACCCCUACGACAACGCCAUGGUGGCCGCCUUCGGAGCCCCGGGGAUCAUUCAGUCUCCGUACGGAGCGGGGUUCCCGGCAGCCAUCGGAUUCCCCCAGACGCCCGGACAGCAUUACCGCGAGUUACAGCAUUACCGUCUGGCCAUGCCCGGCCAGCUGGGGCCGCUGGGUCUCCCUGCGGCUGUGUCUGCCGUGGCCUCUGCGGCCAUGCGUGGCGUGGCCCUGCCUGGCAUGGGGCCCGGAGUUGGCAACACGGUGCUGCUUGUGAGCAACCUCAACGCUGAGAUGGUCACGCCACAGAGCCUCUUUGUCCUCUUCGGCGUCUAUGGUGACGUACAGAGAGUGAAGAUUCUGUUCAACAAGAAAGACAACGCGCUGGUGCAGAUGGCUGAUUCCAACCAGGCACAGCUGGCCAUGAGCCACCUGAACGGAGUUCGCAAGUACGGUAAGAACAUGCGCGUCGCCCUGUCCAAGCACCAGACGGUCCAGCUGCCUCGUGAAGGCCACGAGGACCAGGGCCUCACCAAGGACUUUGGAGGCUCUCCGUUGCACCGCUUCAAGAAGCCCGGCUCCAAGAACUUCCAGAACAUCUUCCCACCCUCCGCCACGCUGCAUCUCUCCAACAUCCCGCCGUCUGUGUCUGAGGAGGAGCUGAAGUCUCUGUUUGACAACACGGGAGGCAGUGUCAAAGGCUUCAAGUUCUUCCCGAAGGAUCGCCGUAUGGCCUUGCUCCAGAUGAGCUCUGUCGAGGAGGCGGUCUCCUCACUCAUUGAACUCCACAACUACGACCUGGGGGAGAAUCACCACCUCCGUGUCUCCUUCUCAAAGUCCUCCAUUUAGGUGGACACUCGCUCACACACCACUCCACCCACUAGUCCACCAGUUCACCCAUCCACCCACCAGUCCACCCAUCCACCCACCAGUCCACCCAUCCAUGCACCAGUCCACCCAUCCACCCACCAGUCCACCCAU
Molecule: messenger RNA, 1338 nt
Organism: Petromyzon marinus (sea lamprey)
Lineage: Eukaryota; Metazoa; Chordata; Hyperoartia; Petromyzontiformes; Petromyzontidae
Source: RefSeq, a predicted model, not a curated record